AUGCUGGUGUCCGUUCGAGCAAAUCGCAGAUCAACAGCAGGAAGGGCAACUUUUCAAUGGAUAGCGCCGUCGAACUUCACACUGUCGCAACUACAGGCAAUAAUUGUCAAGAAACUUAACCUCGAGAACUUUCAGGUACAGUUCGAUUACACCCGGAACCCAUAUAAAACGCAGUGCAGUAUAUAUCGCGUCACGAUUCUCGAGGAGGAUUGGCGUCUUUCUGAAGUACUUCAUAUGUUCAAUGUCGAGCAGAGAAAGUUCAGGGCAGACAAGGAGUUUGAGUGUGGCAUCGAUUUAUCCACAACAGAAACUGAUUUAGCUAGCUCUUCAGUAGCAGUUCUUUUUAUUCCAUGCCACACAAUCUUACUAUAUCUUUGGGGUGAAAUUUAA
Molecule: messenger RNA, 390 nt
Organism: Necator americanus (New World hookworm)
Lineage: Eukaryota; Metazoa; Nematoda; Chromadorea; Rhabditida; Ancylostomatidae
Exons: 4
Coding region: 1-390 (129 amino acids)
Source: RefSeq, a predicted model, not a curated record